AGAAGUCGGGUAGAAUCAAGUCUGGAUAAUAGUAGAUGGUCAUAAGCAAUCAAUAACCACACAACAAGUGUCCCCUGAUCUUACACAUGCAGCCAGUCUCGAAUCAUCGGAUAUAGCAUAUACAUACACGCCUAGUACAUACAUACACGGAUCGAUACUGUACGAACUGCAAUAUCUCAUUCUCACAUUUAGUUAUUGAUCACGAUAGAAGAUAGCCUACAUUCUGAACGACAUUUGAUUCUGAUUCAUACUUAUAAAUUGGUGUACUAAUUUUAAGCACUUAGCAAACAGAAAGCUAUACACAAGUGGUUCGUUCUUACCCUCUACACCAUGAGUCAAUACAACCCACCCCGUGGACCUGGCGGGUUAACCGAAGGCCAGUCUUACGACGACCGCGGCAGACGGUCGCCCAACAGGCGACGUCCCAACUCCGGGCGCAGCAGUCGCAGUGGGAGAGACGGUAGAGACCACAAUAACGGCGGUAAUAACGGGAUGGGUAGCGAUAUGAAUAGCGGUAUGAAUAACGGGAUGAACGAUCGCUACAGCAACGACAGGCGAGGCGAUCGCAGAGACAACCAUCGAGACAGUAGUCGAGGCAUGCAAGCACCUGCAAGGUACGACACAUCGGCACAGUCGCAGACGGAGACAGGGUUUGUGGAGAAGAUGUGUGAUGCCUACGGUUUCAUUGACUGUGACAUUCGUAGACAGAAGCUGUUCUUCCACUACUCGCACUGUGAGCUUAUCGAUGACCUGGUGGUGGGCGACUAUGUCAGCUUCGCCGUUGUCAUGGAUACGCAGACCAGGAAGAACGUGGGGUUUGAGAUCAAACGAUUGCCAGUCACUGUGCCAGACUCUGUGGAAUGGGAUGAGACUACCAAGUUCAGCAAACCUAUCACAGGCACUAUCUACCGUAAGGCAAGAGGCCGCGUCGGCUCCGAGUACGAGUCACCGGGGUGGAUAGUGUAUGAGAUGGAUGGGCACAGCUACCGUGUGGCGUAUCUUCCGUCCGAGCUCAGCAGUGGACGGCAGCUGGGUGGUCAGUCGCAUUUUGGUAGUCAACCGCCAACGUACGCUAUUGGUGACAAGGUCACGAUGUGUCUAGGCCCAGAGGAUGGGGGUCGCAGGCUGGCGCACAACAUUGUGUUGUGUUCGCCAAUUGACGACAGUCCGGCGCUUGAGCGUGGGCUGGGAGUGGUCACCAGUCUGAAGGACGGCUACGGUUUCCUCAAACGUGAUCCGAAGUUCGGUACUGGCGAUAUCUUCUUCCACUACAGUGGAGUUGUGGGUAUGAAUCCCACAGAGCUGCAAGAAGGCGACAAUGUGGAAUACUCCGAGACCAACAAACAGGACAAGCUCAGAGCUGUGGACGUCGUGUACGUGGCGCCAGAGGACAUGGAGGUGAUCUCGGAAGAGAUCUUCACGGGCAAAGUGGACCGAGCGGUCCAAAAACCCGGACAGAGGGACAGCGACAGAGACCGUCCGUACCGUGAACGCGAUAGAGACGGCGACAGGGACCGGGAGAGCAAGGGCAUCAUCAUGCAUGUGGUCAAGAGAGAAGCGGGUGCGCAUGACACCACUGACACUCUGGAAAACGGGGCUACCGACAAAGAUGGAGCCAGGGCAGAAAUGAACGAGGCCGAGGGGGAGACGGCCAAAGACAACAGCUACAUAGACACGCCACAGAACAGCGCUGAACACGUCCACUACAGUGCCGAGAAUGGAACCAACGAGGCCGAGACUGUGGCGGAGGAGAGCGUAGGGGACAUGGGCGACCACGCAGAAGGUACCGAACAGACGGCCAGUGCCAAACGCAGCCGCCGCAACAGGCGGGGCACCCGGAAGGAGAUGCUCACCUUCAGAGUUGCCGACCAGGUGGACGCCGAGGAAACCUUCGGAAAGAAUGACGAAGUGACGUUCAUGAAGUGUACACACCGUCGCACGCAGAUGUCACGCGCUGUGGGGGUGGCGCUGGUGGCACGAGCGCCUGAAGUGGUGGAGUACGGCUUUGUGUCUGGCCUCAACAAGUCCUUUGGUUUUAUAGAAAGGAGUGCGAAACUCGCGUGUCUGUUCUUCCACUUCAAUGAUAUCGAACAUGAGGAUGGUGAGUCGGCGUUGGUGGUGGGUGGCCCUGUGAAGUUCGUGGUGGUACCUGACAAGAAGGGCAAGCCAUGUGCCAACAAAGUGCAGCCCAUCAGCGCAGAGGAGAUGCCGCCGCUGACCAUCUCGUACAAAGACGACCAACCGCUGUUUGGGCGAGUGCAUAGAGUGUUUGCUGCGGUAGCGUUCCCUGCUGAGCGGUACGGUGGUAUGGUUGCGUAUGAAGGGCCGCAGAUGGAGGUGCAUAGAUGCCCCUUUGGCAUAGUGGGUCUGCCCAGUGCAGGCACACGGGCGCCGCUGUUGGUAGGGGAGAGUGUGUGCUUCAGACGAGGUGUGCGUGGGGGUGUGAGCCGAGGCAGAGGCGAUGGCAAGCCCAAGUGGGAGGCCAUGGAGGUGUGUGCGUUGUAUGCACAGAGUGAUCUGAAACACACCGACAAACGAAGGGGACGUGUGGUGGGGGUGACCGACCAGGGCGGCGAGAUCGAACACGACGGCAAGAAUGUGCCUUACUAUCUGUGUGAGGUGCUGGAAGGGAGCGUCAUGGUGGAAGGAGAGGAAGUGGAAUUCAAUCUGGCCGAGAAUUGUAUCACCAAGACCCUGAACUGUUGUCGAAUCACACGGUCUAGGUUACGUCCCCGAAAAAUAAUCGGACUGGCGGCUCUCACGUUCGGGCCCAUCCGGCAACCGUAUCUGCCACACAAGACCUCCAACGGAUUUGCCAAUAGAACUGGUGCGAAAGAAGAACCAAAGCAGGUGCUGGGGGACGAAACCUCUGCCGAGGGUGGCGUGAGUGAGAAUGGGGUGACGGAGGUGGGACUGGCGAAUGAAUGAAAGGUUGCCUGGGCCCCAAGCAUGCGGCUCUGAGCGGGCGUAAAUGCAGAUGAAGAAAUAAUAUUAGCUGUUUCGAGCUACAGUACGAGAAUUUAGCACAGUGAAGGUGAAUUGGUACUCCCCGAUGAUGGUUGUUCAAUGCAAUAACUCGGAGAACUUCGAGCACCAAUAGUAUGGUGUGGUGAUACAACCGAUAAAGGGCAAUAAAUGAUCAUAGUUGACACAGAAAUAUCUCAAGGCUAACAGUGAGAUCCAGAGCAAACAAGGUGACCUCUGCUGCUAUUCACGGUCUCAUCCACUGCCUGUGGUGUGAUCAGUACUGGUGCGAAAGUCCUCUGUGCAAUAAGUAUCAAUCCUAC
Molecule: messenger RNA, 3287 nt
Organism: Sphaeroforma arctica JP610
Lineage: Eukaryota; Ichthyosporea; Ichthyophonida
Exons: 9
Coding region: 331-2928 (865 amino acids)
Molecular function (GO): nucleic acid binding
Source: RefSeq, a predicted model, not a curated record